GUUGGAGAGCCGGCCGCUGAGCAAAAAUGCCCUUCGGACUUCGUUUUGAUACAAAUCAGAGUGCAGGGAAAGACUAUAACACACGGACCAUAUUGUGGUCAAACUUUACCUGGUCCACUGAACUUUUAUGACGAACUCAACGUGACUUUUGUGGCAAACGGGACUGGAGAACACCGUGGAUUUUACGCCACUUAUGGGCCAGACCCACCACUUUGCAGCUAUGUACUGGCAGGACUUGUUGGAGAACUCAAAUCGCCAAACUAUCCGCAAUUCUACACGAAUACUCAGAAUUGCUCGUGGAAGAUUGAAACACCGACCACAUUAAGUCAGUUGAUAUUCAAAGACUUUGAGGUCGGACAGCCCGGGUUUGGACAACAGUGCCCAUCUGAUUUCGUCGUUAUCCAAGUCGGUACAGGUUUGUAUUCGCAGAUACAUGGACCAUUCUGUGGUGCUGAAACGCCUGCUCCAGUAUCCUUUCAGGAUGUAGUUUUCGUGAAUUUGAUAAUAAAAAGCACUGGACAUCAUCGUGGAUUCUGGGCUACUUACGGACCG
Opisthorchis viverrini is the source of this 552-nucleotide messenger RNA. RefSeq lists its product as hypothetical. The record is from RefSeq and is a predicted model, not a curated record. NCBI's taxonomy places the organism in Eukaryota, Metazoa, Platyhelminthes, Trematoda, Opisthorchiida, Opisthorchiidae. The annotation marks the transcript as partial. The transcript is spliced from 3 exons.